AUGACUAAGGUGACUAAUAAGCCCCUCGCCGCCGCCACGUUCUCCGUCCGCGUGCCGCUCGCCACCAUCGUGGACCCCCAGCAGCAGCAGCGGCUUCAGCUCUCGCCCCUCAAGGGGCUCAGCCUGGCGGACACGGAGAACACGCCCCCGAGGCUCAGCGGGACCCGCGUGCUGGCCGGCAACACCGCCCGGAGGAUCGCCCCGGAGCCCGCCGAGCCGAAAACUAAGGUGCUUGGCCGCCGCGUGGAGGACGAGCCACUACUGAGAGAAAACCCUCGUCACUCUGUCAUCUUCCCCAUCAAGUACCGCGAUAUUUGGCAGAUGUAUAAGAAAGCUGAGGCUUCCUUUUGGACAGCUGAAAAGGUGGCUCUUUCCAAGGACAUUCAGCCCCGGGAAUCCCUGAAGCCUGAGGAGAGAGACUUUAUAUCCCACGUUCUGGCUUUCUUUGCAGCGAGUGAUGGCAUCGUAAAUGAAAACUUGGUGGAGCGGUUUAGCCAAGAAGUUCAGAUUACAGAAGCCCGCUGUUUCUGUGGCUUCCAAUUUGCCAUGGAAAACAUGCAUUCUGAGAUGUACAGUCUCUCCUCGCUGACAGUUAUUAUUAAAGAUUCCAAAGAAAGGGAAUUUCUCUUCAACGCCAUCGAGACAAUGCCUUGUGUAAAGAAGAAGGCAGAUUGGGCCUUGCGUUGGACUGCCUACGGGGAACGGGUUGUGGCUUUUGCUGCUGUGGAAGGAAUCCUCUUUCCUGGUUCUUUUGCGUCGAUAUUCUGGCUCAAGAAACGCGGCCUGAUGCCUGGCCUCGCCUUUUCCAAUGAACUUAUUAGCAGAGAUGAGGGUUUACACUGUGACUUUGCCUGCCUGAUGUUCAAACACCUGGUCCACAAACCUUCCGAGCAGAGAGUGAAGGAAAUAAUUAUUAAUGCCGUUCGGAUAGAGCAGGAGUUCCUCACGGAGGCCUUGCCUGUGAAGCUCAUUGGGAUGAAUUGCACAUUAAUGAAGCAGUAUAUUGAGUUCGUGGCAGACCGACUUAUGCUGGAGCUAGGUUUUGGCGAGGUUUUCAGAGUAGAAGAUCCAUUUGACUUUAUGGAGAAUAUUUCACUGGAAGGGAAGACUAACUUCUUUGAGAAGAGAGUAGGCAAGUAUCAGAGGAUGGGAGUGAUGUCAAGUCCAACAGAGAAUUCUUUUACCUUGGUUGCUGACUUCUAA
Molecule: messenger RNA, 1203 nt
Organism: Zalophus californianus (California sea lion)
Lineage: Eukaryota; Metazoa; Chordata; Mammalia; Carnivora; Otariidae
Product: ribonucleoside-diphosphate reductase subunit M2-like
Biological process (GO): deoxyribonucleotide biosynthetic process
Cellular component (GO): cytosol
Molecular function (GO): ribonucleoside-diphosphate reductase activity, thioredoxin disulfide as acceptor
Source: RefSeq, a predicted model, not a curated record